AUGACGGACGAAGCCGCCGACGAGCCAUCGGAAACACCACAUAGCCCGAUACGACCAAUGGUCUCACUAGAGACGACCAACACCCCAAUAACACCACAAACUCAGACGACCGGGACGGUUUCUGAGACACCAUCAUCCGGUGGCCCGCCACCUUCUCUCGCAGAGGCUACGCCUUCCGUCACAACCCAGAAACACAUACCAAUACCCACUCGGAAUAGCGUAACCACGCCGUUGUUCCCUAACUUUGGCGGACCCAACCCGUUCACUCCACCUCCUAUACCACUGUUUUUUCCUAACACCGCCGGACCAAGUAACGCCGGUUACAGCCUUUUGCCACCGCCCAUUCACACCACAAAUGAGCCACAACAAACGACACUCGUGGCACCACCGUAA
Messenger RNA from Lactuca virosa, 393 nucleotides. NCBI's taxonomy places the organism in Eukaryota, Viridiplantae, Streptophyta, Magnoliopsida, Asterales, Asteraceae. The record is from the annotation of a GenBank genome assembly.